GGAGUUAAAAUUGCGGACGGCAGAGAUGCGGCGGAAGGAAGCAACGCCAGAGCAAGCACGGAGAAGACGACGGACAUGGCUGAAGAGAAAAGAGAAAUGGCUGGUAUCACUGGGCGUAGUUCUCCACGCCGUUUACAUGCUCAGCAUCUUUGACAUCUACUUCAAGUCCCACAUUGUCCACGGCAUGGAUCUCGUCAGCCCCCGCUUCUCCGCUCCCGCAAAGCGCCUCGUUUUGCUCGUCGCUGAUGGGCUGCGAGCCGACAAAUUCUUCGAGUCGGAUUCCGACGGGAACUUCAGAGCGCCGUUUUUGAGAAGUGUUAUGAGAGAGAAAGGUCGGUGGGGAGUGUCGCACGCUCGUCCUCCAACGGAGUCGAGGCCUGGACAUGUUGCUAUCAUUGCUGGGUUCUAUGAGGAUCCCAGUGCUGUUAUGAAAGGUUGAAUCUUUUUUUUUAAUUUUUUAAAUUUUUUCAGCAUUUAUACAGAUGAAAUUUGGCUUCCUGAAGAAACCCAAUUCGUGUUUUCAGGGUGGAAAGCUAACCCUGUUGAAUUCGAUUCAGUUUUUCUUAUGGUAGUCCGGAUAUAGUUCCGAUUUUCUGUGCUGCAUUGCCUCACACCACCCGGAAUAGUUA
Pyrus x bretschneideri (Chinese white pear) is the source of this 629-nucleotide messenger RNA. RefSeq names its product GPI ethanolamine phosphate transferase 1-like. Gene Ontology annotation, biological process: GPI anchor biosynthetic process. Gene Ontology annotation, molecular function: mannose-ethanolamine phosphotransferase activity. The coding region runs from base 26 to 439 and encodes 137 amino acids. The record is from RefSeq and is a predicted model, not a curated record. NCBI's taxonomy places the organism in Eukaryota, Viridiplantae, Streptophyta, Magnoliopsida, Rosales, Rosaceae. Gene Ontology annotation, cellular component: endoplasmic reticulum membrane. The transcript has 2 exons.